This is a messenger RNA of Rotaria sordida, 1127 nucleotides long. The record is from the annotation of a GenBank genome assembly. Lineage: Eukaryota; Metazoa; Rotifera; Eurotatoria; Philodinida; Philodinidae.
AUCAAGCUCUUGAUUAUCAUAAACAAGCAUUAGAAAUUCAACAGAAACUUUAUUCAUCUAUUCAUAUCAACGUUGCUACAAGCCUCAAUUACAUUGGUAUCAUUCUUCGUAAUCAACGAAAAUAUGAUGAAGCUCUGGAUUAUAAUCAACAAGCAUUAAAAAUUCAACAGAUACUUUAUCCAUUUGGUCAUAUGAAAAUGGCUUAUAGCUUCAAUAACAUUGGUACUAUUCUAUAUGAUCAAGAAAAGUAUAAUGAAGCAUUUGAUUAUUUUCAGCAAGCAUUGAAAAUUCAGGAGAAAUUUUAUCCAUCUAGUCAUGAGACCAUUGCUACAAAUCUCAAUAAUAUUGGUAUGGUCCUUCGUAAUCAAAGAAAAUACGAUGAAGCUCUAAAUUAUCAUCAAAAAGUAUUGGCAAUUCUACAGAAAUUGUAUCCAAUUGGUCAUGAGGAUAUUGUUCAUACCUUUAACAAUAUUGGUGAGAUUCAGUAUUGUAAAGAAAAGUAUGAUGUAGCUCUCUAUUAUUAUCAACAAGCAUUGAAAAUUCAAGAGAAUCUUUAUCCAACUGGUCAUAUUGAUCUUGUUGGAAGUUUUAGCAAAAUUGGUGUUAUUCUCAAUAUUCAAGGAAAAUAUGCUGAAGCUCUUGAUUAUCACCAACGAGCAUUGAAAAUUCAGGAGAUAUUUUAUCCAUCUGGUUAUAUCAAUGUUGCUAGAAUCCUCAACAACAUCGGUAGUAUACUUUGUAAUCAAAGAAGAUAUGCUGAAGCUCUCGAUUAUCAUCGACGCGCAUUCAAACUUCAACAAGAAUUUUAUCCAUUGGGUCAUAUUGAUAUGGCUUAUAGCUUCAAACACAUAGGUGAUAUUCAUUUUGAUCAAGAAAAGUACGAUAUAGCUCUCUAUUAUUAUCAACAAGCAUUGAAAAUUCGUGAAAAAUUCUAUCCAUCAGGUCAUGUAGACAUCGCCUCCAGUUUGAAUAAUAUUGGCCUUUGUUAUGAAAAUCAAAAUAAGCAAAAUCGAGCACUUGAAUACUAUCAACGUGCAUUAACUAUUUAUGAAAAAUUUCUUCCUGUUCACGAUUCAAAUCGUCAUAGAAUUGAGCAUAGAAUCCUUAAACUAACUGGAAAAGCUUGA